Molecule: messenger RNA, 27791 nt
Organism: Dromaius novaehollandiae (emu)
Lineage: Eukaryota; Metazoa; Chordata; Aves; Casuariiformes; Dromaiidae
Exons: 49
Coding region: 40-26715 (8891 amino acids)
Cellular component (GO): extracellular matrix
Molecular function (GO): protein binding
Source: RefSeq, a predicted model, not a curated record
GGCAGGUUGUUCGGUAGUUCCUACCGAACUUCCCAGAAGAUGGGAACAGGUGGUGGGACACGAAUAUCACUAUGGAUAUCAAUACUAGCACUUGCCUUCGCACAGAUCAAAGUUCAAGCCCAGGGCAGUGAACAAAACUAUGUUCCUCCGUCUAUCCAGCAGCGACAAGACUAUCUUAGUACAGCCGGUUCCAAAUUGAAAGAAGUGAUUCUCUUUCCACCAUUUCAAAACACAUUGGCAGUAAAGUCUGGCAACCCCUCUCACAAUGGCCGUGUGUGCAGCACAUGGGGUAACUUCCACUUCAAGACCUUUGAUGGGGACAUCUUUUACUUCCCUGGGGUCUGCAAUUACGUCUUUGCAUCCAACUGCAAGUCCCCCUAUGAGGACUUCAACAUCCAGAUAAGGCGUACAAUGGUGGAAAAUGCUACCAUGAUCACCCACGUCAUCAUGAAGCUGGAGGGAGCAGGGAUUGAACUGACACGCAGCGCUGUCCUGGUUAAUGGCAAGCCGAUUCAGUUGCCCUACAAUCAGAUGGGAAUCUUGAUAGAGAGAAGUAACAGCUACUUGAAAGUUACUGCCAAGUUAGGACUGGUCUUCCUUUGGAAUGAAGAGGAUGCCCUCCUGGUGGAACUAGAUAAAAAAUAUGCCAACCAGACUUGCGGGCUUUGUGGGGACUUCAAUGGAAUACCAAUUAGCAAUGAGUUUAUUUCACAGAAUACAAAACUGACUCCCCUGCAAUUUGGGAACAGGCAGAAGGUCGAUGGACCCACAGAACAGUGUGAUGACCCUAUUGCUCCUGCUGUUCUGGGGAAUUGCACAGCUGAAUUUGGUUCUAUCUGUCAAACAGUAUUAAUCAGUGCAGCAUUCAGAAGCUGUAAUGCACUUGUGGAUGUUCAGGACUACAUUGAAAUUUGCAUACAAGACCUAUGCCACUGUGAUAACUCUAUGGCUGACUUCUGUAUGUGCAACACCUUUGCUGAAUACUCCCGGCAGUGCGCUCAUGCAGGUGGACAGCCUCUGAACUGGAGGACCUCUGAACUAUGUCCCAAAUCUUGUCCUUUCAACAUGCAAUACCAGGAAUGUGGCUCCCCCUGUUCUGACACCUGCACCAACCCGGAACGAUCUGCACUUUGUGAAGAUCACUGUACGGAUGGCUGCAUCUGUCCAGCAGGAAUGAUAUUUGAUGACAUUAAUGGUGCUGGCUGUAUUCCCCGUAAAGAAUGCCACUGUACCUACGAAGGUGAAAUUUAUGCUCCUGGUGCCUCCUUCUCAUCCAAGUGCAGAUCAUGUACCUGUGCUGGAGGUGAGUGGACUUGUGUCACCCAGUCAUGCCCAGGGACUUGCAGUAUUGAAGGAGGUUCCCACAUUUCAACAUUUGAUGAGAAGCAUUAUUCCUUCUUCGGAGACUGUAGCUAUGUCCUGACCAAGCUCUGUGACAACAACGAUUUCACUGUUCUGGGAGAAAUCCACAAGUGUGGCCUGACUGACACUGAGACAUGCCUCAAGGGUAUAGCCGUCAGUAUAAGUGGAGGACAAACUAACAUUGUGAUCCAGCCUUCUGGCAGUGUAUUUGUGAAUAUGAUCUACACACAACUGCCAUUCUCUGCAGCAAAUGUUACCCUCUUCAGGGCAUCAUCUUUCUUCCUCAUUUUACAAACAACCUUUGGUCUUCAGCUAGAGAUUCAGCUUGUGCCCAUCAUGCAACUUUAUAUAAACUUAGACCCAUCACAUAAAGGGCAGACCUGUGGUCUCUGUGGAAACUUCAAUGAUGUCCAGACAGAUGACUUCAAAACAACUAGUGGUGUAAUAGAGGGUACUUCAGCUGCCUAUGGCAACACGUGGAAAACUCGGGCUGAUUGUCCUGAUGCCAAAAUCACCUUUGAGAACCCCUGUACCCUCAGCAUAGAAAAUGAUCAGUAUGCUCAGCACUGGUGUGGACUGCUCUCUGAUACCACAGGACCUUUUGCUGAAUGUCAUUCAACAGUGAAUCCAGAAGUUUACCAGAAGAACUGUAUAUUUGACACAUGCAACUGUGAGAAAAGCGAGGACUGCAUGUGCGCUGCUCUUUCAAGCUACGUCAGGGCCUGCGCUGCUAAAGGAGUUCUCCUCACUGGAUGGAGGAGCACUGUGUGCAAAAAAUAUACCACCUCAUGUCCCAAAACCUUGGAGUACACUUACAAUGUUGAUUCCUGUCAACCCACUUGCCGGUCUCUGAGUGAGCCUGAUGUCACAUGCAACAUCAAGUUUGUCCCAGUUGAUGGCUGCACCUGCGUCAGUGGAACUUACAUGGAUGAAAGUGGCAAAUGCGUGCCUGCUUCUAGCUGUCCUUGUUACUACAAAGGAACCUCUCUACCUUCUGGGGAAGUUGUUCAUGAUAGUGGUGUUGUAUGCACUUGCAUCCAUGGAAAGCUGAGCUGCACUGGAGAAAAACCAGAACCGGUCUGUACACCUCCCAUGUUCUAUAUUGAUUGUGGCAACACCACUUCAGACAUGAUAGGAGCUGAGUGCCAGAAGAGCUGUCAGACUCUGGACGUGGGAUGCUACAGAACGCAGUGUGUCUCUGGCUGUGUAUGUCCUGGUAAUCAAGUGCUGGAUGGCGAAGGUGGAUGUAUAGCUGCAGAAGACUGUCCAUGUGUUCACAAUGGGGAUUCCUACCGUCCAGGAGAAUCAAUCAGGGUUGGCUGCAACAACUGCACGUGUAGAAACAGAAAAUGGCAAUGCUCCGAAGAACCUUGCCUAGAAACCUGUUCUGUUUAUGGAGAUGGACAUUACACAACCUUCGAUGGCAAACGUUUCGAUUUUGAAGGCGACUGUGAAUACGUUCUGGUCCAGAACUACUACUGUGGUAAAAAAAGUUUGAAUCAGGGAACCUUCAGAGUGAUCACUGAGAACAUUCCAUGUGGUACUACAGGAACCACCUGCUCUAAGUCUAUUAAAGUUUUUCUGGAGAACUAUGAAUUGGUGCUCAGUGAUGGACACUCUGAUGUCAUCCAGAGGACACCUGGAGGAGAAAUGCCAUUCCAAAUCCGUUCGAUGGGCAUCUACAUGGUGGUUGACACUAAUGUUGGCCUGAUACUCAUGUGGGACAAGAAAACCAGUAUAUUCAUCAAGCUUAGCCCCGGCUUUAAGGGACAUGUCUGUGGCCUCUGUGGAAACUAUGAUGGCAAUGGGAACAACGAUUUCACUACUCGCAGUCAGUCAGUGGUAGGGAAUGUGCUGGAGUUUGGCAACAGCUGGAAAGUGUCUUCCACUUGCCCAAACGCUAAUCGUACCAAAGAUCCCUGUGCUGCGAACCCUUACAGGAGCUCUUGGGCACAGAAGCAAUGCAGCAUCAUCACCAGUGAAGUUUUUGCGAGUUGUCACUCACAGGUUGAACCAAAUGAAUAUUACCAAGCAUGUGUGAAUGAUGCUUGUGCCUGUGACACUGGAGGAGACUGUGAAUGCUUCUGUACAGCGGUAGCUGCCUAUGCUCAAGCAUGCAAUGAGUUGGACAUCUGCAUCUCAUGGCGAACCCCAUCCAUUUGUCCUCUGUUCUGUGAUUACUACAAUCCACAAGGGGAAUGUGAAUGGCAUUACAAGCCAUGUGGAGCCCCUUGUAUGAAGACCUGCAGCAACCCAAGUGGGAAAUGCCUUCAUGAGCUGAGAGGUUUGGAAGGCUGCUAUCCACAUUGUCCAAACAAUAAACAGUAUUUUGAUGAAGAAACCAUGACCUGUGUUUCAUAUUGUGGUUGUUACGAUGUUAAUGGAAAACGUUACAAGCCAGGAAUGAAGAUGCCUUCAAAGGAGAAUUGUAAAUCAUGUGUAUGCACAACUAGUGGCAAAAAUUGCAAAUAUGAUGCAUAUGCAUGCCACUGCAUUUAUGAGGGACAGAUAUAUAACUAUAAAGAUGUGAUCUACAAUACUACGGAUGGCACAGGAGGAUGUAUUGUUGCAACCUGUGGUCCCAAUGGGACAAUUGAAAGGCAUAUCUAUGAAUGUCCGAGCACAACAUCGCCCACGUCAACACCAUUUCACUUCAGCACUACACCACCUGCCACUACUCACACAGUGUCACCAACUACAUCAGUAUGUGUUCAUGAAGUCUGUGACUGGUCAGAAUGGUAUGAUGGGAAUCAACGAAUGCCUGGCUACGAUGGUGGAGAUUUUGAAACAUUUGAUGAUUUGAGAGCUAAAGGUUAUGAAGUCUGUAAAGCUCCAAAGGCUGUUGAAUGCAGAGCAGAGAAAUUUCCUAACAUACCACUGAAAGAACUUGGCCAAAAACUAGAAUGCAGUAAAACAGCUGGACUUAUAUGUUACAACAAAGAUCAAAUUUCAACAAUGUGCUACAAUUACGAAAUCAGAAUCUUAUGUUGUGUUUUUGUACCAUGUACUCACACAACUGUCACCACAAAAUCUUAUGAAAGUACUACACCAGUCACACUUACGACUCCAGAAACAAUAACGACUACUAUUUCAAAAACCUCUCUUGAAACAACAACGAGUACUUCCACUGAGGUAAUACCCAGUACAGUACCUUGCAAACCUGAGUGCAAAUGGUCCAAAUGGUAUGAUGUCCAUUCCCCAAAUUUGCACAACAAGGGAGAUUAUGAAACUUACCAUGAUAUUAGAGCUGCUGGAAAAGCAAUUUGCAGAAACCCUGAAAAAAUACAAUGUAGAGCAGAGAAAUAUCCACACAACUCUAUCGAAGAAAUUGGCCAAGUUGUUCACUGUAAUGUAACAUAUGGACUUAUCUGUAGAAAUGAGGAUCAAAAAGGAGUACUGCGUAUAUGUCUUAAUUAUCAAAUAAAGGUAUUCUGUUGUGAUGACUACAGCCACUGCCAAACAACAAGAGUAACAUCUACUGCAUCACCUGAAACUUCUACGCAAAUAGUUCCAACUACAGAAAUUACAUCAUUUUCAUCCACCACAAGAUCAAGACCAAUUACCACAACAUUCAAACCCUCAACUGCUACAAGAACAACCACAAGCACAUCCACAACAGAAAAAACACCACCUGUCACCACUUCCCCUUCAACAGCUCCUCUUUGUAUUAAAGAAGAAUGUGAAUGGUCAGAGUGGUAUGAUGUCAGUUACCCGGGAUCUGCAUAUAACGAUGGAGAAUUUGAUACAAUUCAGAACAUAGAGAAACAUGGAUACAAAGUCUGCAAUAACAGAAAAGCGGUGGAAUGCAGAGCAGUAAGAUUCCCUGACACACCAUAUCAGCUCCUGGAGCAACACAUCACAUGUAACACAGAAGAAGGGUUGAUAUGCUACAAUAAAGACCAGUUACCACCAAUCUGCUACAACUACAUGGUAAGAUUUCAAUGCUGUACAAAUAGAACAGUACCAUGCUCAACAAAAGUGCCCCAUACAACUUCACAAAAAACAACACCAACAUCAACUAUCUCCAGCACCUCAUUUACGUAUACAUCCAUGAGAGAAACAAAACCAACCCAAACACCAAGCAUCCACACACAUAAGCCAAGGACGACUCAACCAACGACACCACCAAAAACACACCAUAUCCAUAAAAAAACUACAACGGAAAGCACGACAAAACCACACACAACAACAACACACAGAACCCCUGAAACACUAACACCAACAACCACCACCCUCCCCAGCACCACCACCUUCAUACCCAGCAUCCCCUCCAGCACCACGCACUCCACUACCUCCUGUCAGCCGGAACAGUGCUCCUGGAGCGAGUGGUUCGAUGUCGACUUCCCCUCCUCGGGGCCCGGCCAGGGAGACUUUGAAACCUACCAGCACAUCAGGGCCGCCGGACAGAAAGUCUGUUGGCACCCAAGAGACAUCCAGUGCCAGGCGGAGGACUACCCCGAUGUUUCCAUCGAGCACGUCGGGCAGGUCGUGCAGUGCGACGUCAACUUCGGACUGGUGUGCAAGAACGAAGACCAGGUUGGCCAGUUUAGGAUGUGCCUCAACUACAAGAUCCGCGUCCUCUGCUGCAGCCCAAACCCGCUCUGCUCUACCACCACCAUCACGCCCACCCCCAGCCCCACCACCAGCACCAGCAGCCCGUGGACGACCACCCCCACGGAAUCACCCCCCACAGUCACAACCUCCACCAGCACCCACUCCACCUCCUCCGAAACCACACCAACAACCACCACCCUCCCCAGCACCACCACCUUCAUACCCAGCGUCCCCUCCAGCACCACGCACUCCACUACCUCCUGUCAGCCGGAACAGUGCUCCUGGAGCGAGUGGUUCGAUGUCGACUUCCCCUCCUCGGGGCCCGGCCAGGGAGACUUUGAAACCUACCAGCACAUCAGGGCCGCCGGACAGAAAGUCUGUCGGCACCCAAGAGACAUCCAGUGCCAGGCGGAGGACUACCCCGAUGUUUCCAUCGAGCACGUCGGGCAGGUCGUGCAGUGCGACGUCAACUUCGGACUGGUGUGCAAGAACGAAGACCAGGUUGGCCAGUUUAGGAUGUGCCUCAACUACAAGAUCCGCGUCCUCUGCUGCAGCCCAAACCCGCUCUGCUCUACCACCACCAUCACGCCCACCCCCAGCCCCACCACCAGCACCAGCAGCCCGUGGACGACCACCCCCACGGAAUCACCCCCCACAGUCACAACCUCCACCAGCACCCACUCCACCUCCUCCGAAACCACACCAACAACCACCACCCUCCCCAGCACCACCACCUUCAUACCCAGCGUCCCCUCCAGCACCACGCACUCCACUACCUCCUGUCAGCCGGAACAGUGCUCCUGGAGCGAGUGGUUCGAUGUCGACUUCCCCUCCUCGGGGCCCGGCCAGGGAGACUUUGAAACCUACCAGCACAUCAGGGCCGCCGGACAGAAAGUCUGUCGGCACCCAAGAGACAUCCAGUGCCAGGCGGAGGACUACCCCGAUGUUUCCAUCGAGCACGUCGGGCAGGUCGUGCAGUGCGACGUCAACUUCGGACUGGUGUGCAAGAACGAAGACCAGGUUGGCCAGUUUAGGAUGUGCCUCAACUACAAGAUCCGCGUCCUCUGCUGCAGCCCAAACCCGCUCUGCUCUACCACCACCAUCACGCCCACCCCCAGCCCCACCACCAGCACCAGCAGCCCGUGGACGACCACCCCCACGGAAUCACCCCCCACAGUCACAACCUCCACCAGCACCCACUCCACCUCCUCCGAAACCACACCAACAACCACCACCCUCCCCAGCACCACCACCUUCAUACCCAGCGUCCCCUCCAGCACCACGCACUCCACUACCUCCUGUCAGCCGGAACAGUGCUCCUGGAGCGAGUGGUUCGAUGUCGACUUCCCCUCCUCGGGGCCUGGCCAGGGAGACUUUGAAACCUACCAGCACAUCAGGGCCGCCGGACAGAAAGUCUGUCGGCACCCAAGAGACAUCCAGUGCCAGGCGGAGGACUACCCCGAUGUUUCCAUCGAGCACGUCGGGCAGGUCGUGCAGUGCGACGUCAACUUCGGACUGGUGUGCAAGAACGAAGACCAGGUUGGCCAGUUUAGGAUGUGCCUCAACUACAAGAUCCGCGUCCUCUGCUGCAGCCCAAACCCGCUCUGCUCUACCACCACCAUCACGCCCACCCCCAGCCCCACCACCAGCACCAGCAGCCCGUGGACGACCACCCCCACGGAAUCACCCCCCACAGUCACAACCUCCACCAGCACCCACUCCACCUCCUCCGAAACCACACCAACAACCACCACCCUCCCCAGCACCACCACCUUCAUACCCAGCGUCCCCUCCAGCACCACGCACUCCACUACCUCCUGUCAGCCGGAACAGUGCUCCUGGAGCGAGUGGUUCGAUGUCGACUUCCCCUCCUCGGGGCCCGGCCAGGGAGACUUUGAAACCUACCAGCACAUCAGGGCCGCCGGACAGAAAGUCUGUCGGCACCCAAGAGACAUCCAGUGCCAGGCGGAGGACUACCCCGAUGUUUCCAUCGAGCACGUCGGGCAGGUCGUGCAGUGCGACGUCAACUUCGGACUGGUGUGCAAGAACGAAGACCAGGUUGGCCAGUUUAGGAUGUGCCUCAACUACAAGAUCCGCGUCCUCUGCUGCAGCCCAAACCCGCUCUGCUCUACCACCACCAUCAUGCCCACCCCCAGCCCCACCACCAGCACCAGCAGCCCAUGGACGACCACCCCCACGGAAUCACCCCCCACAGUCACAACCUCCACCAGCACCCACUCCACCUCCUCCGAAACCACACCAACAACCACCACCCUCCCCAGCACCACCACCUUCAUACCCAGCGUCCCCUCCAGCACCACGCACUCCACUACCUCCUGUCAGCCGGAACAGUGCUCCUGGAGCGAGUGGUUCGAUGUCGACUUCCCCUCCUCGGGGCCCGGCCAGGGAGACUUUGAAACCUACCAGCACAUCAGGGCCGCCGGACAGAAAGUCUGUCGGCACCCAAGAGACAUCCAGUGCCAGGCGGAGGACUACCCCGAUGUUUCCAUCGAGCACGUCGGGCAGGUCGUGCAGUGCGACGUCAACUUCGGACUGGUGUGCAAGAACGAAGACCAGGUUGGCCAGUUUAGGAUGUGCCUCAACUACAAGAUCCGCGUCCUCUGCUGCAGCCCAAACCCGCUCUGCUCUACCACCACCAUCACGCCCACCCCCAGCCCCACCACCAGCACCAGCAGCCCGUGGACGACCACCCCCACGGAAUCACCCCCCACAGUCACAACCUCCACCAGCACCCACUCCACCUCCUCCGAAACCACACCAACAACCACCACCCUCCCCAGCACCACCACCUUCAUACCCAGCGUCCCCUCCAGCACCACGCACUCCACUACCUCCUGUCAGCCGGAACAGUGCUCCUGGAGCGAGUGGUUCGAUGUCGACUUCCCCUCCUCGGGGCCCGGCCAGGGAGACUUUGAAACCUACCAGCACAUCAGGGCCGCCGGACAGAAAGUCUGUCGGCACCCAAGAGACAUCCAGUGCCAGGCGGAGGACUACCCCGAUGUUUCCAUCGAGCACGUCGGGCAGGUCGUGCAGUGCGACGUCAACUUCGGACUGGUGUGCAAGAACGAAGACCAGGUUGGCCAAUUUAGGAUGUGCCUCAACUACAAGAUCCGCGUCCUCUGCUGCAGCCCAAACCCGCUCUGCUCUACCACCACCAUCACGCCCACCCCCAGCCCCACCACCAGCACCAGCAGCCCGUGGACGACCACCCCCACGGAAUCACCCCCCACAGUCACAACCUCCACCAGCACCCACUCCACCUCCUCCGAAACCACACCAACAACCACCACCCUCCCCAGCACCACCACCUUCAUACCCAGCGUCCCCUCCAGCACCACGCACUCCACUACCUCCUGUCAGCCGGAACAGUGCUCCUGGAGCGAGUGGUUCGAUGUCGACUUCCCCUCCUCGGGGCCCGGCCAGGGAGACUUUGAAACCUACCAGCACAUCAGGGCCGCCGGACAGAAAGUCUGUCGGCACCCAAGAGACAUCCAGUGCCAGGCGGAGGACUACCCCGAUGUUUCCAUCGAGCACGUCGGGCAGGUCGUGCAGUGCGACGUCAACUUCGGACUGGUGUGCAAGAACGAAGACCAGGUUGGCCAGUUUAGGAUGUGCCUCAACUACAAGAUCCGCGUCCUCUGCUGCAGCCCAAACCCGCUCUGCUCUACCACCACCAUCACGCCCACCCCCAGCCCCACCACCAGCACCAGCAGCCCGUGGACGACCACCCCCACGGAAUCACCCCCCACAGUCACAACCUCCACCAGCACCCACUCCACCUCCUCCGAAACCACACCAACAACCACCACCCUCCCCAGCACCACCACCUUCAUACCCAGCGUCCCCUCCAGCACCACGCACUCCACUACCUCCUGUCAGCCGGAACAGUGCUCCUGGAGCGAGUGGUUCGAUGUCGACUUCCCCUCCUCGGGGCCCGGCCAGGGAGACUUUGAAACCUACCAGCACAUCAGGGCCGCCGGACAGAAAGUCUGUCGGCACCCAAGAGACAUCCAGUGCCAGGCGGAGGACUACCCCGAUGUUUCCAUCGAGCACGUCGGGCAGGUCGUGCAGUGCGACGUCAGCUUCGGACUGGUGUGCAAGAACGAAGACCAGGUUGGCCAGUUUAGGAUGUGCCUCAACUACAAGAUCCGCGUCCUCUGCUGCAGCCCAAACCCGCUCUGCUCUACCACCACCAUCACGCCCACCCCCAGCCCCACCACCAGCACCAGCAGCCCGUGGACGACCACCCCCACGGAAUCACCCCCCACAGUCACAACCUCCACCAGCACCCACUCCACCUCCUCCGAAACCACACCAACAACCACCACCCUCCCCAGCACCACCACCUUCAUACCCAGCGUCCCCUCCAGCACCACGCACUCCACUACCUCCUGUCAGCCGGAACAGUGCUCCUGGAGCGAGUGGUUCGAUGUCGACUUCCCCUCCUCGGGGCCCGGCCAGGGAGACUUUGAAACCUACCAGCACAUCAGGGCCGCCGGACAGAAAGUCUGUCGGCACCCAAGAGACAUCCAGUGCCAGGCGGAGGACUACCCCGAUGUUUCCAUCGAGCACGUCGGGCAGGUCGUGCAGUGCGACGUCAGCUUCGGACUGGUGUGCAAGAACGAAGACCAGGUUGGCCAGUUUAGGAUGUGCCUCAACUACAAGAUCCGCGUCCUCUGCUGCAGCCCAAACCCGCUCUGCUCUACCACCACCAUCACGCCCACCCCCAGCCCCACCACCAGCACCAGCAGCCCGUGGACGACCACCCCCACGGAAUCACCCCCCACAGUCACAACCUCCACCAGCACCCACUCCACCUCCUCCGAAACCACACCAACAACCACCACCCUCCCCAGCACCACCACCUUCAUACCCAGCGUCCCCUCCAGCACCACGCACUCCACUACCUCCUGUCAGCCGGAACAGUGCUCCUGGAGCGAGUGGUUCGAUGUCGACUUCCCCUCCUCGGGGCCCGGCCAGGGAGACUUUGAAACCUACCAGCACAUCAGGGCCGCCGGACAGAAAGUCUGUCGGCACCCAAGAGACAUCCAGUGCCAGGCGGAGGACUACCCCGAUGUUUCCAUCGAGCACGUCGGGCAGGUCGUGCAGUGCGACGUCAGCUUCGGACUGGUGUGCAAGAACGAAGACCAGGUUGGCCAGUUUAGGAUGUGCCUCAACUACAAGAUCCGCGUCCUCUGCUGCAGCCCAAACCCGCUCUGCUCUACCACCACCAUCACGCCCACCCCCAGCCCCACCACCAGCACCAGCAGCCCGUGGACGACCACCCCCACGGAAUCACCCCCCACAGUCACAACCUCCACCAGCACCCACUCCACCUCCUCCGAAACCACACCAACAACCACCACCCUCCCCAGCACCACCACCUUCAUACCCAGCGUCCCCUCCAGCACCACGCACUCCACUACCUCCUGUCAGCCGGAACAGUGCUCCUGGAGCGAGUGGUUCGAUGUCGACUUCCCCUCCUCGGGGCCCGGCCAGGGAGACUUUGAAACCUACCAGCACAUCAGGGCCGCCGGACAGAAAGUCUGUCGGCACCCAAGAGACAUCCAGUGCCAGGCGGAGGACUACCCCGAUGUUUCCAUCGAGCACGUCGGGCAGGUCGUGCAGUGCGACGUCAGCUUCGGACUGGUGUGCAAGAACGAAGACCAGGUUGGCCAGUUUAGGAUGUGCCUCAACUACAAGAUCCGCGUCCUCUGCUGCAGCCCAAACCCGCUCUGCUCUACCACCACCAUCACGCCCACCCCCAGCCCCACCACCAGCACCAGCAGCCCGUGGACGACCACCCCCACGGAAUCACCCCCCACAGUCACAACCUCCACCAGCACCCACUCCACCUCCUCCGAAACCACACCAACAACCACCACCCUCCCCAGCACCACCACCUUCAUACCCAGCGUCCCCUCCAGCACCACGCACUCCACUACCUCCUGUCAGCCGGAACAGUGCUCCUGGAGCGAGUGGUUCGAUGUCGACUUCCCCUCCUCGGGGCCCGGCCAGGGAGACUUUGAAACCUACCAGCACAUCAGGGCCGCCGGACAGAAAGUCUGUCGGCACCCAAGAGACAUCCAGUGCCAGGCGGAGGACUACCCCGAUGUUUCCAUCGAGCACGUCGGGCAGGUCGUGCAGUGCGACGUCAGCUUCGGACUGGUGUGCAAGAACGAAGACCAGGUUGGCCAGUUUAGGAUGUGCCUCAACUACAAGAUCCGCGUCCUCUGCUGCAGCCCAAACCCGCUCUGCUCUACCACCACCAUCACGCCCACCCCCAGCCCCACCACCAGCACCAGCAGCCCGUGGACGACCACCCCCACGGAAUCACCCCCCACAGUCACAACCUCCACCAGCACCCACUCCACCUCCUCCGAAACCACACCAACAACCACCACCCUCCCCAGCACCACCACCUUCAUACCCAGCGUCCCCUCCAGCACCACGCACUCCACUACCUCCUGUCAGCCGGAACAGUGCUCCUGGAGCGAGUGGUUCGAUGUCGACUUCCCCUCCUCGGGGCCCGGCCAGGGAGACUUUGAAACCUACCAGCACAUCAGGGCCGCCGGACAGAAAGUCUGUCGGCACCCAAGAGACAUCCAGUGCCAGGCGGAGGACUACCCCGAUGUUUCCAUCGAGCACGUCGGGCAGGUCGUGCAGUGCGACGUCAACUUCGGACUGGUGUGCAAGAACGAAGACCAGGUUGGCCAGUUUAGGAUGUGCCUCAACUACAAGAUCCGCGUCCUCUGCUGCAGCCCAAACCCGCUCUGCUCUACCACCACCAUCACGCCCACCCCCAGCCCCACCACCAGCACCAGCAGCCCGUGGACGACCACCCCCACGGAAUCACCCCCCACAGUCACAACCUCCACCAGCACCCACUCCACCUCCUCCGAAACCACACCAACAACCACCACCCUCCCCAGCACCACCACCUUCAUACCCAGCGUCCCCUCCAGCACCACGCACUCCACUACCUCCUGUCAGCCGGAACAGUGCUCCUGGAGCGAGUGGUUCGAUGUCGACUUCCCCUCCUCGGGGCCCGGCCAGGGAGACUUUGAAACCUACCAGCACAUCAGGGCCGCCGGACAGAAAGUCUGUCGGCACCCAAGAGACAUCCAGUGCCAGGCGGAGGACUACCCCGAUGUUUCCAUCGAGCACGUCGGGCAGGUCGUGCAGUGCGACGUCAGCUUCGGACUGGUGUGCAAGAACGAAGACCAGGUUGGCCAGUUUAGGAUGUGCCUCAACUACAAGAUCCGCGUCCUCUGCUGCAGCCCAAACCCGCUCUGCUCUACCACCACCAUCACGCCCACCCCCAGCCCCACCACCAGCACCAGCAGCCCGUGGACGACCACCCCCACGGAAUCACCCCCCACAGUCACAACCUCCACCAGCACCCACUCCACCUCCUCCGAAACCACACCAACAACCACCACCCUCCCCAGCACCACCACCUUCAUACCCAGCGUCCCCUCCAGCACCACGCACUCCACUACCUCCUGUCAGCCGGAACAGUGCUCCUGGAGCGAGUGGUUCGAUGUCGACUUCCCCUCCUCGGGGCCCGGCCAGGGAGACUUUGAAACCUACCAGCACAUCAGGGCCGCCGGACAGAAAGUCUGUCGGCACCCAAGAGACAUCCAGUGCCAGGCGGAGGACUACCCCGAUGUUUCCAUCGAGCACGUCGGGCAGGUCGUGCAGUGCGACGUCAACUUCGGACUGGUGUGCAAGAACGAAGACCAGGUUGGCCAGUUUAGGAUGUGCCUCAACUACAAGAUCCGCGUCCUCUGCUGCAGCCCAAACCCGCUCUGCUCUACCACCACCAUCACGCCCACCCCCAGCCCCACCACCAGCACCAGCAGCCCGUGGACGACCACCCCCACGGAAUCACCCCCCACAGUCACAACCUCCACCAGCACCCACUCCACCUCCUCCGAAACCACACCAACAACCACCACCCUCCCCAGCACCACCACCUUCAUACCCAGCGUCCCCUCCAGCACCACGCACUCCACUACCUCCUGUCAGCCGGAACAGUGCUCCUGGAGCGAGUGGUUCGAUGUCGACUUCCCCUCCUCGGGGCCCGGCCAGGGAGACUUUGAAACCUACCAGCACAUCAGGGCCGCCGGACAGAAAGUCUGUCGGCACCCAAGAGACAUCCAGUGCCAGGCGGAGGACUACCCCGAUGUUUCCAUCGAGCACGUCGGGCAGGUCGUGCAGUGCGACGUCAGCUUCGGACUGGUGUGCAAGAACGAAGACCAGGUUGGCCAGUUUAGGAUGUGCCUCAACUACAAGAUCCGCGUCCUCUGCUGCAGCCCAAACCCGCUCUGCUCUACCACCACCAUCACGCCCACCCCCAGCCCCACCACCAGCACCAGCAGCCCGUGGACGACCACCCCCACGGAAUCACCCCCCACAGUCACAACCUCCACCAGCACCCACUCCACCUCCUCCGAAACCACACCAACAACCACCACCCUCCCCAGCACCACCACCUUCAUACCCAGCGUCCCCUCCAGCACCACGCACUCCACUACCUCCUGUCAGCCGGAACAGUGCUCCUGGAGCGAGUGGUUCGAUGUCGACUUCCCCUCCUCGGGGCCCGGCCAGGGAGACUUUGAAACCUACCAGCACAUCAGGGCCGCCGGACAGAAAGUCUGUCGGCACCCAAGAGACAUCCAGUGCCAGGCGGAGGACUACCCCGAUGUUUCCAUCGAGCACGUCGGGCAGGUCGUGCAGUGCGACGUCAGCUUCGGACUGGUGUGCAAGAACGAAGACCAGGUUGGCCAGUUUAGGAUGUGCCUCAACUACAAGAUCCGCGUCCUCUGCUGCAGCCCAAACCCGCUCUGCUCUACCACCACCAUCACGCCCACCCCCAGCCCCACCACCAGCACCAGCAGCCCGUGGACGACCACCCCCACGGAAUCACCCCCCACAGUCACAACCUCCACCAGCACCCACUCCACCUCCUCCGAAACCACACCAACAACCACCACCCUCCCCAGCACCACCACCUUCAUACCCAGCGUCCCCUCCAGCACCACGCACUCCACUACCUCCUGUCAGCCGGAACAGUGCUCCUGGAGCGAGUGGUUCGAUGUCGACUUCCCCUCCUCGGGGCCCGGCCAGGGAGACUUUGAAACCUACCAGCACAUCAGGGCCGCCGGACAGAAAGUCUGUCGGCACCCAAGAGACAUCCAGUGCCAGGCGGAGGACUACCCCGAUGUUUCCAUCGAGCACGUCGGGCAGGUCGUGCAGUGCGACGUCAACUUCGGACUGGUGUGCAAGAACGAAGACCAGGUUGGCCAGUUUAGGAUGUGCCUCAACUACAAGAUCCGCGUCCUCUGCUGCAGCCCAAACCCGCUCUGCUCUACCACCACCAUCACGCCCACCCCCAGCCCCACCACCAGCACCAGCAGCCCGUGGACGACCACCCCCACGGAAUCACCCCCCACAGUCACAACCUCCACCAGCACCCACUCCACCUCCUCCGAAACCACACCAACAACCACCACCCUCCCCAGCACCACCACCUUCAUACCCAGCGUCCCCUCCAGCACCACGCACUCCACUACCUCCUGUCAGCCGGAACAGUGCUCCUGGAGCGAGUGGUUCGAUGUCGACUUCCCCUCCUCGGGGCCCGGCCAGGGAGACUUUGAAACCUACCAGCACAUCAGGGCCGCCGGACAGAAAGUCUGUCGGCACCCAAGAGACAUCCAGUGCCAGGCGGAGGACUACCCCGAUGUUUCCAUCGAGCACGUCGGGCAGGUCGUGCAGUGCGACGUCAGCUUCGGACUGGUGUGCAAGAACGAAGACCAGGUUGGCCAGUUUAGGAUGUGCCUCAACUACAAGAUCCGCGUCCUCUGCUGCAGCCCAAACCCGCUCUGCUCUACCACCACCAUCACGCCCACCCCCAGCCCCACCACCAGCACCAGCAGCCCGUGGACGACCACCCCCACGGAAUCACCCCCCACAGUCACAACCUCCACCAGCACCCACUCCACCUCCUCCGAAACCACACCAACAACCACCACCCUCCCCAGCACCACCACCUUCAUACCCAGCGUCCCCUCCAGCACCACGCACUCCACUACCUCCUGUCAGCCGGAACAGUGCUCCUGGAGCGAGUGGUUCGAUGUCGACUUCCCCUCCUCGGGGCCCGGCCAGGGAGACUUUGAAACCUACCAGCACAUCAGGGCCGCCGGACAGAAAGUCUGUCGGCACCCAAGAGACAUCCAGUGCCAGGCGGAGGACUACCCCGAUGUUUCCAUCGAGCACGUCGGGCAGGUCGUGCAGUGCGACGUCAGCUUCGGACUGGUGUGCAAGAACGAAGACCAGGUUGGCCAGUUUAGGAUGUGCCUCAACUACAAGAUCCGCGUCCUCUGCUGCAGCCCAAACCCGCUCUGCUCUACCACCACCAUCACGCCCACCCCCAGCCCCACCACCAGCACCAGCAGCCCGUGGACGACCACCCCCACGGAAUCACCCCCCACAGUCACAACCUCCACCAGCACCCACUCCACCUCCUCCGAAACCACACCAACAACCACCACCCUCCCCAGCACCACCACCUUCAUACCCAGCGUCCCCUCCAGCACCACGCACUCCACUACCUCCUGUCAGCCGGAACAGUGCUCCUGGAGCGAGUGGUUCGAUGUCGACUUCCCCUCCUCGGGGCCCGGCCAGGGAGACUUUGAAACCUACCAGCACAUCAGGGCCGCCGGACAGAAAGUCUGUCGGCACCCAAGAGACAUCCAGUGCCAGGCGGAGGACUACCCCGAUGUUUCCAUCGAGCACGUCGGGCAGGUCGUGCAGUGCGACGUCAGCUUCGGACUGGUGUGCAAGAACGAAGACCAGGUUGGCCAGUUUAGGAUGUGCCUCAACUACAAGAUCCGCGUCCUCUGCUGCAGCCCAAACCCGCUCUGCUCUACCACCACCAUCACGCCCACCCCCAGCCCCACCACCAGCACCAGCAGCCCGUGGACGACCACCCCCACGGAAUCACCCCCCACAGUCACAACCUCCACCAGCACCCACUCCACCUCCUCCGAAACCACACCAACAACCACCACCCUCCCCAGCACCACCACCUUCAUACCCAGCGUCCCCUCCAGCACCACGCACUCCACUACCUCCUGUCAGCCGGAACAGUGCUCCUGGAGCGAGUGGUUCGAUGUCGACUUCCCCUCCUCGGGGCCCGGCCAGGGAGACUUUGAAACCUACCAGCACAUCAGGGCCGCCGGACAGAAAGUCUGUCGGCACCCAAGAGACAUCCAGUGCCAGGCGGAGGACUACCCCGAUGUUUCCAUCGAGCACGUCGGGCAGGUCGUGCAGUGCGACGUCAGCUUCGGACUGGUGUGCAAGAACGAAGACCAGGUUGGCCAGUUUAGGAUGUGCCUCAACUACAAGAUCCGCGUCCUCUGCUGCAGCCCAAACCCGCUCUGCUCUACCACCACCAUCACGCCCACCCCCAGCCCCACCACCAGCACCAGCAGCCCGUGGACGACCACCCCCACGGAAUCACCCCCCACAGUCACAACCUCCACCAGCACCCACUCCACCUCCUCCGAAACCACACCAACAACCACCACCCUCCCCAGCACCACCACCUUCAUACCCAGCGUCCCCUCCAGCACCACGCACUCCACUACCUCCUGUCAGCCGGAACAGUGCUCCUGGAGCGAGUGGUUCGAUGUCGACUUCCCCUCCUCGGGGCCCGGCCAGGGAGACUUUGAAACCUACCAGCACAUCAGGGCCGCCGGACAGAAAGUCUGUCGGCACCCAAGAGACAUCCAGUGCCAGGCGGAGGACUACCCCGAUGUUUCCAUCGAGCACGUCGGGCAGGUCGUGCAGUGCGACGUCAACUUCGGACUGGUGUGCAAGAACGAAGACCAGGUUGGCCAGUUUAGGAUGUGCCUCAACUACAAGAUCCGCGUCCUCUGCUGCAGCCCAAACCCGCUCUGCUCUACCACCACCAUCACGCCCACCCCCAGCCCCACCACCAGCACCAGCAGCCCGUGGACGACCACCCCCACGGAAUCACCCCCCACAGUCACAACCUCCACCAGCACCCACUCCACCUCCUCCGAAACCACACCAACAACCACCACCCUCCCCAGCACCACCACCUUCAUACCCAGCGUCCCCUCCAGCACCACGCACUCCACUACCUCCUGUCAGCCGGAACAGUGCUCCUGGAGCGAGUGGUUCGAUGUCGACUUCCCCUCCUCGGGGCCCGGCCAGGGAGACUUUGAAACCUACCAGCACAUCAGGGCCGCCGGACAGAAAGUCUGUCGGCACCCAAGAGACAUCCAGUGCCAGGCGGAGGACUACCCCGAUGUUUCCAUCGAGCACGUCGGGCAGGUCGUGCAGUGCGACGUCAACUUCGGACUGGUGUGCAAGAACGAAGACCAGGUUGGCCAGUUUAGGAUGUGCCUCAACUACAAGAUCCGCGUCCUCUGCUGCAGCCCAAACCCGCUCUGCUCUACCACCACCAUCACGCCCACCCCCAGCCCCACCACCAGCACCAGCAGCCCGUGGACGACCACCCCCACGGAAUCACCCCCCACAGUCACAACCUCCACCAGCACCCACUCCACCUCCUCCGAAACCACACCAACAACCACCACCCUCCCCAGCACCACCACCUUCAUACCCAGCGUCCCCUCCAGCACCACGCACUCCACUACCUCCUGUCAGCCGGAACAGUGCUCCUGGAGCGAGUGGUUCGAUGUCGACUUCCCCUCCUCGGGGCCCGGCCAGGGAGACUUUGAAACCUACCAGCACAUCAGGGCCGCCGGACAGAAAGUCUGUCGGCACCCAAGAGACAUCCAGUGCCAGGCGGAGGACUACCCCGAUGUUUCCAUCGAGCACGUCGGGCAGGUCGUGCAGUGCGACGUCAACUUCGGACUGGUGUGCAAGAACGAAGACCAGGUUGGCCAGUUUAGGAUGUGCCUCAACUACAAGAUCCGCGUCCUCUGCUGCAGCCCAAACCCGCUCUGCUCUACCACCACCAUCACGCCCACCCCCAGCCCCACCACCAGCACCAGCAGCCCGUGGACGACCACCCCCACGGAAUCACCCCCCACAGUCACAACCUCCACCAGCACCCACUCCACCUCCUCCGAAACCACACCAACAACCACCACCCUCCCCAGCACCACCACCUUCAUACCCAGCGUCCCCUCCAGCACCACGCACUCCACUACCUCCUGUCAGCCGGAACAGUGCUCCUGGAGCGAGUGGUUCGAUGUCGACUUCCCCUCCUCGGGGCCCGGCCAGGGAGACUUUGAAACCUACCAGCACAUCAGGGCCGCCGGACAGAAAGUCUGUCGGCACCCAAGAGACAUCCAGUGCCAGGCGGAGGACUACCCCGAUGUUUCCAUCGAGCACGUCGGGCAGGUCGUGCAGUGCGACGUCAGCUUCGGACUGGUGUGCAAGAACGAAGACCAGGUUGGCCAGUUUAGGAUGUGCCUCAACUACAAGAUCCGCGUCCUCUGCUGCAGCCCAAACCCGCUCUGCUCUACCACCACCAUCACGCCCACCCCCAGCCCCACCACCAGCACCAGCAGCCCGUGGACGACCACCCCCACGGAAUCACCCCCCACAGUCACAACCUCCACCAGCACCCACUCCACCUCCUCCGAAACCACACCAACAACCACCACCCUCCCCAGCACCACCACCUUCAUACCCAGCGUCCCCUCCAGCACCACGCACUCCACUACCUCCUGUCAGCCGGAACAGUGCUCCUGGAGCGAGUGGUUCGAUGUCGACUUCCCCUCCUCGGGGCCCGGCCAGGGAGACUUUGAAACCUACCAGCACAUCAGGGCCGCCGGACAGAAAGUCUGUCGGCACCCAAGAGACAUCCAGUGCCAGGCGGAGGACUACCCCGAUGUUUCCAUCGAGCACGUCGGGCAGGUCGUGCAGUGCGACGUCAACUUCGGACUGGUGUGCAAGAACGAAGACCAGGUUGGCCAGUUUAGGAUGUGCCUCAACUACAAGAUCCGCGUCCUCUGCUGCAGCCCAAACCCGCUCUGCUCUACCACCACCAUCACGCCCACCCCCAGCCCCACCACCAGCACCAGCAGCCCGUGGACGACCACCCCCACGGAAUCACCCCCCACAGUCACAACCUCCACCAGCACCCACUCCACCUCCUCCGAAACCACACCAACAACCACCACCCUCCCCAGCACCACCACCUUCAUACCCAGCGUCCCCUCCAGCACCACGCACUCCACUACCUCCUGUCAGCCGGAACAGUGCUCCUGGAGCGAGUGGUUCGAUGUCGACUUCCCCUCCUCGGGGCCCGGCCAGGGAGACUUUGAAACCUACCAGCACAUCAGGGCCGCCGGACAGAAAGUCUGUCGGCACCCAAGAGACAUCCAGUGCCAGGCGGAGGACUACCCCGAUGUUUCCAUCGAGCACGUCGGGCAGGUCGUGCAGUGCGACGUCAACUUCGGACUGGUGUGCAAGAACGAAGACCAGGUUGGCCAGUUUAGGAUGUGCCUCAACUACAAGAUCCGCGUCCUCUGCUGCAGCCCAAACCCGCUCUGCUCUACCACCACCAUCACGCCCACCCCCAGCCCCACCACCAGCACCAGCAGCCCGUGGACGACCACCCCCACGGAAUCACCCCCCACAGUCACAACCUCCACCAGCACCCACUCCACCUCCUCCGAAACCACACCAACAACCACCACCCUCCCCAGCACCACCACCUUCAUACCCAGCGUCCCCUCCAGCACCACGCACUCCACUACCUCCUGUCAGCCGGAACAGUGCUCCUGGAGCGAGUGGUUCGAUGUCGACUUCCCCUCCUCGGGGCCCGGCCAGGGAGACUUUGAAACCUACCAGCACAUCAGGGCCGCCGGACAGAAAGUCUGUCGGCACCCAAGAGACAUCCAGUGCCAGGCGGAGGACUACCCCGAUGUUUCCAUCGAGCACGUCGGGCAGGUCGUGCAGUGCGACGUCAACUUCGGACUGGUGUGCAAGAACGAAGACCAGGUUGGCCAGUUUAGGAUGUGCCUCAACUACAAGAUCCGCGUCCUCUGCUGCAGCCCAAACCCGCUCUGCUCUACCACCACCAUCACGCCCACCCCCAGCCCCACCACCAGCACCAGCAGCCCGUGGACGACCACCCCCACGGAAUCACCCCCCACAGUCACAACCUCCACCAGCACCCACUCCACCUCCUCCGAAACCACACCAACAACCACCACCCUCCCCAGCACCACCACCUUCAUACCCAGCGUCCCCUCCAGCACCACGCACUCCACUACCUCCUGUCAGCCGGAACAGUGCUCCUGGAGCGAGUGGUUCGAUGUCGACUUCCCCUCCUCGGGGCCCGGCCAGGGAGACUUUGAAACCUACCAGCACAUCAGGGCCGCCGGACAGAAAGUCUGUCGGCACCCAAGAGACAUCCAGUGCCAGGCGGAGGACUACCCCGAUGUUUCCAUCGAGCACGUCGGGCAGGUCGUGCAGUGCGACGUCAACUUCGGACUGGUGUGCAAGAACGAAGACCAGGUUGGCCAGUUUAGGAUGUGCCUCAACUACAAGAUCCGCGUCCUCUGCUGCAGCCCAAACCCGCUCUGCUCUACCACCACCAUCACGCCCACCCCCAGCCCCACCACCAGCACCAGCAGCCCGUGGACGACCACCCCCACGGAAUCACCCCCCACAGUCACAACCUCCACCAGCACCCACUCCACCUCCUCCGAAACCACACCAACAACCACCACCCUCCCCAGCACCACCACCUUCAUACCCAGCGUCCCCUCCAGCACCACGCACUCCACUACCUCCUGUCAGCCGGAACAGUGCUCCUGGAGCGAGUGGUUCGAUGUCGACUUCCCCUCCUCGGGGCCCGGCCAGGGAGACUUUGAAACCUACCAGCACAUCAGGGCCGCCGGACAGAAAGUCUGUCGGCACCCAAGAGACAUCCAGUGCCAGGCGGAGGACUACCCCGAUGUUUCCAUCGAGCACGUCGGGCAGGUCGUGCAGUGCGACGUCAACUUCGGACUGGUGUGCAAGAACGAAGACCAGGUUGGCCAGUUUAGGAUGUGCCUCAACUACAAGAUCCGCGUCCUCUGCUGCAGCCCAAACCCGCUCUGCUCUACCACCACCAUCACGCCCACCCCCAGCCCCACCACCAGCACCAGCAGCCCGUGGACGACCACCCCCACGGAAUCACCCCCCACAGUCACAACCUCCACCAGCACCCACUCCACCUCCUCCGAAACCACACCAACAACCACCACCCUCCCCAGCACCACCACCUUCAUACCCAGCGUCCCCUCCAGCACCACGCACUCCACUACCUCCUGUCAGCCGGAACAGUGCUCCUGGAGCGAGUGGUUCGAUGUCGACUUCCCCUCCUCGGGGCCCGGCCAGGGAGACUUUGAAACCUACCAGCACAUCAGGGCCGCCGGACAGAAAGUCUGUCGGCACCCAAGAGACAUCCAGUGCCAGGCGGAGGACUACCCCGAUGUUUCCAUCGAGCACGUCGGGCAGGUCGUGCAGUGCGACGUCAACUUCGGACUGGUGUGCAAGAACGAAGACCAGGUUGGCCAGUUUAGGAUGUGCCUCAACUACAAGAUCCGCGUCCUCUGCUGCAGCCCAAACCCGCUCUGCUCUACCACCACCAUCACGCCCACCCCCAGCCCCACCACCAGCACCAGCAGCCCGUGGACGACCACCCCCACGGAAUCACCCCCCACAGUCACAACCUCCACCAGCACCCACUCCACCUCCUCCGAAACCACACCAACAACCACCACCCUCCCCAGCACCACCACCUUCAUACCCAGCGUCCCCUCCAGCACCACGCACUCCACUACCUCCUGUCAGCCGGAACAGUGCUCCUGGAGCGAGUGGUUCGAUGUCGACUUCCCCUCCUCGGGGCCCGGCCAGGGAGACUUUGAAACCUACCAGCACAUCAGGGCCGCCGGACAGAAAGUCUGUCGGCACCCAAGAGACAUCCAGUGCCAGGCGGAGGACUACCCCGAUGUUUCCAUCGAGCACGUCGGGCAGGUCGUGCAGUGCGACGUCAACUUCGGACUGGUGUGCAAGAACGAAGACCAGGUUGGCCAGUUUAGGAUGUGCCUCAACUACAAGAUCCGCGUCCUCUGCUGCAGCCCAAACCCGCUCUGCUCUACCACCACCAUCACGCCCACCCCCAGCCCCACCACCAGCACCAGCAGCCCGUGGACGACCACCCCCACGGAAUCACCCCCCACAGUCACAACCUCCACCAGCACCCACUCCACCUCCUCCGAAACCACACCAACAACCACCACCCUCCCCAGCACCACCACCUUCAUACCCAGCGUCCCCUCCAGCACCACGCACUCCACUACCUCCUGUCAGCCGGAACAGUGCUCCUGGAGCGAGUGGUUCGAUGUCGACUUCCCCUCCUCGGGGCCCGGCCAGGGAGACUUUGAAACCUACCAGCACAUCAGGGCCGCCGGACAGAAAGUCUGUCGGCACCCAAGAGACAUCCAGUGCCAGGCGGAGGACUACCCCGAUGUUUCCAUCGAGCACGUCGGGCAGGUCGUGCAGUGCGACGUCAACUUCGGACUGGUGUGCAAGAACGAAGACCAGGUUGGCCAGUUUAGGAUGUGCCUCAACUACAAGAUCCGCGUCCUCUGCUGCAGCCCAAACCCGCUCUGCUCUACCACCACCAUCACGCCCACCCCCAGCCCCACCACCAGCACCAGCAGCCCGUGGACGACCACCCCCACGGAAUCACCCCCCACAGUCACAACCUCCACCAGCACCCACUCCACCUCCUCCGAAACCACACCAACAACCACCACCCUCCCCAGCACCACCACCUUCAUACCCAGCGUCCCCUCCAGCACCACGCACUCCACUACCUCCUGUCAGCCGGAACAGUGCUCCUGGAGCGAGUGGUUCGAUGUCGACUUCCCCUCCUCGGGGCCCGGCCAGGGAGACUUUGAAACCUACCAGCACAUCAGGGCCGCCGGACAGAAAGUCUGUCGGCACCCAAGAGACAUCCAGUGCCAGGCGGAGGACUACCCCGAUGUUUCCAUCGAGCACGUCGGGCAGGUCGUGCAGUGCGACGUCAACUUCGGACUGGUGUGCAAGAACGAAGACCAGGUUGGCCAGUUUAGGAUGUGCCUCAACUACAAGAUCCGCGUCCUCUGCUGCAGCCCAAACCCGCUCUGCUCUACCACCACCAUCACUCCUACCACCAGUCCUAUCAUCACCACUAUUAGCCCUCAUACACCAUGUUUCUGUAAAAUUGGGAAUGCUAUUUAUUCACCUGGUGAUGUCAUUUAUAACAGAACAGACAGUGAUGGAUGUAGGUUUUAUGCUAUCUGUAGUCAAACAUGUUCAGUUGAACGAUUCACAGGAUCAUGUAAUUUUACUACUCCUCCAACCACUACUUCCCCCGAAACAUCUACAGAAACUAUAUCAGUUCCUCUGACUACCACUUCUGGAGCGGUUACCACGGGUUGUUAUUCUAGUACUCACCCUCCCUUACAGCCUGGCCAAAGAAUGAAAUUAUCCAACUGCACAGAACUCCUCUGUGAGGGAGACAACAAAGAAAAAGUCAUUCAAAUACACUGCCCACCUGUAAAGGAAAUCACCUGUGCCAAUAGAUAUCCACCAAUACUGGUACCUGAUGAAAAUGGCUGCUGUUAUCACUAUGAAUGUCAAUGUGUGUGCAGUGGAUGGGGCGAUCCUCAUUAUAUUACUUUUGAUGGAACCUACUACACUUUCCUUCAAAACUGCACUUAUGUCCUGGUGAAACAGAUUAUACCUAAAUAUGACAACUUCCGUGUUUAUGUUGACAACUAUUACUGUGAUUCAGAAGAUGGACUUUCCUGUCCUAAAUCGAUUCUUAUUUUCUACAAAUCUUCAGAAGUGGUGCUGACCCGUGAAUUAAUGAAUGGUGUGAUGAAGAAUGUGAUUUACUUCAAUAAAAAGAUUGUCCAACCAGGCUUCAAGAAAGAUGGCAUUUCUAUUUCAAUGCUUGGCAUCAAUAUGAUUGUUGAAAUACCAGAGAUUGGCGCAACCAUCACCUUUAGUGGGCUGAUUUUCUCAGUCAAGCUCCCCUUCAGCAAAUUUGGCAACAACACUGAAGGACAGUGUGGAACAUGUUCAAAUAACAGAUCAGAUGAAUGCCGCUUGCCAAGUGGCAAGAUCAUUUCCUCCUGUCCCAAAAUGGCUCAUUACUGGAAUGUUGGUAACAACACAUCAUGCACUGGAGUACCACCACCAUCAAUUGUAACCACACCUCCACCAUUGCAUCCCUGUAAAACACCUCUUUGCCAGCUUAUCAAGAGCGAAGUUUUUGAAGCAUGCCAUGAUGUGAUACCGCCAGAACCAUUUUACAAAGGCUGUGUUUUUGAUGGAUGUCGCAUGCGCAAUGAGUCCAUACAGUGUUCCAGUUUGGAGAUGUAUGCUACAGAGUGUGCUGCUAGAGGUAUCUGCAUUGACUGGAGAGGAAAGACCAACUCUGCAUGCCCAUACAGCUGUUCAGCAAACACAGUAUACAAGGCAUGUGGGCCCAUUAAUCCUGCUACCUGUGAGCCACGCUCUGUUCAGCACAGCGGCUAUGGUGUAACUGAAGGAUGUUUCUGUCCUGAAGGACAGACUUUCAUCAGUGAAGACAGCAACAUCUGUGUCUCCAAAUGCUCUUGUAGGGAACCAAGUGGAAUAUCCAGAAAGCCAGGAGAAAAAUGGAUGAAGGAUUGCCAGGAAUGUGUCUGUGACAAACAUACUCUUGAAGUGCAUUGUAUAAGACACAAAUGUCCUUUGACACAACCAGUAUAUUGUGAUGAUCCAGGUUAUGUGCCUGUUCAGGUACAGAUAUCAGAAGAUCCAUGCUGUAGCAGGACUGAGUGCUACUGCAACACUAGCCACUGCCCUGAGGUCACACACACAUGCUUAGCCGGACAGGAAAUGAUUACAACAACACAGCCUGGAAAAUGCUGUCCUUCCUCUGAAUGCAGACCUGGUUGUGCAGUCAACGAUACCUUCUAUCCACCUGGAGCUGUCAUCCCAUCCGGUCCCUGUGAAAAAUGCACCUGCUCUAAACUCUCUUACUCAAGCCCUCAUCAUGCCUUUGUCAAGUGCGAGCCUGUUAUCUGUGACACAUAUUGCCCAGCAGGUUACCAGUAUACACAGGAACCUGGCCAGUGCUGCGGCACGUGCAAGGCAGUGGCUUGUAUAGUGACCUUGGGAGACAAUACAACACAUGUGCUCAAAGUUGGAGAAGUCUGGAGCCCGCCUGGCAAUAACUGUACAUCUUACACAUGUGAAAAAUAUGAUGAUCAGUUCAUUCCAGUCAUUGUACAAAGAAGCUGUCCUUCCAUUUCAGACGACUGUGAUCCUGAUAACAUCAGGAUAUCAGAGGAUGGCUGCUGCAGAGUGUGCCCAGAACCACUGAAAACCUGUAAGAAGUACAAUACCACUGCUGUCAUCCAGUACGAUGGAUGUGUAUCUCCUGCGCCUGUUGAGCUAACAUACUGUGAAGGCGGCUGUAAUACUUACGCACGAUAUUCUCUAGAGACGAACAUGAUGGAACAUAAGUGCAUGUGCUGUCAGGAAACCAAGACCAGCCAAAGGCCAGUGAUCCUGACAUGCAGUGAUGGAAGCCAUCUUAAUUACUCAUACACCUACGUGGAGCAAUGCAACUGUGUGGGCAUGGAGUGCAUUCUUCAAAGCACUGACAGUCCUACCAACGACGCCAAACUAUCAGUGAAGGAGGCAAAGGCUUUGCCAGAGAAAGGGAAGGUCUAAAAUGACAACUAGUGAGAAGAAGCCAAACAAGGAAGAGUUGAACAUAGACUAAAAUAAACCUUUCAAAAAAUACGGAAGUGUCAAAAGCAGCUAAAAUUUUGGAUGAACAGAUGAUAUCUUCUGCCUGGCUCCUAUAUUAUUUCAGUUUUCAUUCCACUGCAUCUCUCAUUGCUUUGUGUAGCUUUUCUUUUACACCUUGAGAGGUACAGCAUAAAGUCAUUUUGACAUUUGCUGUUUGUUUGCAGUCCUUCCUGACUUGAAGCUUUCCCCUACUGGCAUGAUAUAGACUAGAUAGGCAUAAAAUAAACAUUACUGUGUAGGAAAUUAAGUUUUGCUAGCCAUUGCAUUCUGUACCAACUUGAAAAUAACUUAUCUUUCCACUAACAUAGACUGACCAUUUUUAGAACAUUUUCAUUCCAUUUCAUUGAGACAGAUCAAAAGCUAAAGUCCAGAAAAGAAAAGAAACAAAGAAAACCUCUCAGCUUCUUUUUCUUUUUGCUUUAAGGAAAACAUAGAUUGUAUAGAAAGCUGCACCUUCUCAAAACUGUAAACUUCAAUAUUAUGAGCAAUUUAUGAUGGGCAUUUUCCCUAUAUAUUCUUGUGAGAAAAGGAAAGAGGGCAGGCAGGCAGGCAGGAAGAAAGAUCCUAUCAUGAAAAGCUGCUGCACACUACUCUUUGUUUACAUAAUACCAUCAGCAUAGUAACUAUAGGAAAAUUUGGAAUUUUUUUUGUUUGUGGUUAACUGUUUACAGAAGAAGUAUAUAUAUAUAUUUUUUGCCAACGGGGCAUAUGAAGGAUUUUUGUAAACAAAAUAAUAAUAAUAAUAUUAUAUGUAAAUUCUUUCCUAGGAAGCUGAGAUUUGUUUUAAAAAGUUGUACCAUUGCUAUUUAUUUUAUUUUUGGAAAUUUGAUUUAUUGGGCCAUUUCCUUCAGAAUUUGUUACCCCAUUUCUUAGUCUUAGUGAUGUUAUCUGGUUGUGGUAUAUUUUCUUCUUCCAUUUUGUUUUGGAAUAUUGUUUAUUUUGUUCCUUAUGAAAAAAAGAAAUGAUGAUUAAUAAAUUUUAAGCAUUUUACAGCA